Corvus hawaiiensis (hawaiian crow) is the source of this 3208-nucleotide messenger RNA. RefSeq names its product MON1 homolog A, secretory trafficking associated (gene MON1A). The record is from RefSeq and is a predicted model, not a curated record. Gene Ontology annotation, biological process: protein targeting to vacuole; vesicle-mediated transport. The transcript has 7 exons. Lineage: Eukaryota; Metazoa; Chordata; Aves; Passeriformes; Corvidae. The coding region runs from base 357 to 2006 and encodes 549 amino acids.
CGGGUCGCCGCGAUGGCGGGGGUGUCCCCGCGGUCGGGGCCGGGACCGGGGGUAGGGCGGGAGGUGACCGCCCGCCGCCGGCUCCGAGCCCUCCUCCGACCCGCCUAGGCCGUCCCCAGGGGGCUGCAGGGCGGCCCCGGGAGAAGCCGCGGAGGGAAGGGAGGAAGGAGCAGGCUGGAGGCAUGGCCUCUGCUGGAGAGGGCAGCCAGCUCCCGGGGUGACGCCAUCUGUGCCAGCUCAGGAGGAGUGUCACCAGCCUCGUCCCAUGGCAGCCACCUAACCCAGGCAAAGGAGGGCAAUAAACCCCUCCCUUUGCAAACACGAGGCCUCUGGGAUCUCAGGUCCUGCCCCGAGGAAUGGCUGCAGAUGUCCACAAGAAGAAAAGCUGGGAAGUGCCCAAUGGGUCCCUGGCACCAGGAGAUGGGCAGCACGCGGAGCGGUCCGAGAGCCCCACACCAGGGCUGGCGCAGGGCACAGAGCCAGGGGCGGGCCAGGAGGGAGCCAUGUUCGUGCACACCCGCUCCUACGAGGACCUGACCAGUCCCGAGGACGGGGUGGCCGCAGCGCGGAGCCCGGAGAGGAGGCGGGGGGAGCCAGCUGAGCAGAGCAGCAUGGAGCAGAUCAGCAAGGACUUCAGCGAGCUGAGCACACAGCUCACGGGCAUGGCCCUCGACCUGGAGGAGGAGAUGAGGCCAGGCAAGGAGGGGAAGCUGGAGCCGUCCCCGCAGACCACCCGCCGCGACUCGGUGCUGUCGGGGAAGGAGGAGGAGGACAUGACCAUGGACGCCUGGCGCAUGCACCGGAAGCACGUCUUCGUGCUGAGCGAGGCGGGCAAGCCCGUGUACUCCCGCUACGGCUCUGAGGAGGCCCUGUCCAGCACCAUGGGCGUCAUGAUGGCCCUGGUGUCCUUCCUAGAGGCUGAGAAAAACGCCAUCCGGUCCAUCCAUGCAGAUGGCUACAAAGUGGUCUUCGUGCGGAGGAGCCCGCUGGUGCUGGUGGCAGUGGCACGCACCCGGCAGUCGGAGCAGGAGAUUGCCCACGAGCUGCUUUACAUCUACUACCAGAUCCUGAGCCUGCUCACCUGGACCCAGCUCAACCACAUCUUCCAGCAGAAGCAGAACUAUGACCUGCGCCGGCUCCUGGCUGGCUCCGAGCGCAUCACCGACAACCUGCUGGACCUCAUGGCCCACGACCCCAGCUUCCUGAUGGGCGCCGUGCGCUGCCUGCCCCUGGCCGCCAGUGUCCGGGACGCUGUCAGCAGCAGCCUGCAGCAGGCCAAGGCCAAGAGCCUGGUCUUCUCCAUUCUGCUCUCUGGGAAUCAGCUGGUGUCUCUCGUGAGGAAGAAGGAUCAGUUCCUUCACCCCAUUGACCUCCAUCUGCUCUUCAACCUCAUCAGUUCUUCUUCCUCCUUCCGGGAGGGUGAAGCCUGGACUCCCAUUUGCCUCCCUAAGUUCAACUCCAGCGGUUUCUUCCACGCCCACAUCUCCUACCUGGAGCAGGAGAUGGACCUGUGCCUGCUGCUGGUCUCCACUGACCGUGAGGACUUCUUCACCGUGUCUGACUGCAAACGGCGCUUCCAGGAGCGCCUGCGGCGGCGGGGGGUGCACCACGCUCUGCAGGAGGCCCUGCGCACGCCCUUCUACAGCGUCGCCCAGGUGGGCAUCCCCGACCUCAGGCACUUCAUCUACAAGUCCAAGAGCUCCGGGCUCUUCACCAGCCCCGAGAUUGAGGCUCCCUACGUGCAGGAGGAGGAGAAGGAGAGGCUUUUGGGGCUUUACCAGUACCUGCACAGUCGGGCCCACAACUCUUCACGGCCCCUGAAGAACAUCUACUUCACGGGCCCCCGCGAGAACCUCCUGGCAUGGGUAACCAAUGCCUUUGAGCUCUACGUAUGCUACAGUCCCCUGGGGACCAAGGCUGGCGCCAUCAAUGCUGUCAACAAGCUCAUGAAGUGGAUCCGCAAGGAGGAAGACCGACUCUUCAUCCUCACACCCCAGACAUACUGAUGGGCAUCACCCAGGGCAUGGAGCCAGCUGGGAGAGCCCCCACUGUGCUGGGGAGCCCAUUCCCAGGGAUUCCCGGGCCAUGUGUCCAGGGGAGAGGGCAUGGAGGGACCCCAGAGCACAGGGAAACCCCACCCGUAGGACUGUCCAACCUGGGUGUUAGAGAUGGGGUGCACAGGGAAAGGGAAGGGGAUGAGCAGGACUUUCUCUCAGCUGCAGGCAGUGCCCCAGCUGGGGGGCUUCUCUUCCUCUGCAGUCCCCAGCUCCAUCCCUUGUUGUGGGGGUCCUGGAGUGGGGGUGCCAGUAGCCCAGGUUACUGGAGGGGAGCAGAGCCCUUGGGUCCUGCUCCCUGUGCCUGGCACCUCCCCUCUCUGACAUCCUGUGGCUGUGCCAAGGGUGGGGGUCCCCAGGGGAGAUGUGGCAGCACUGAGGGGACCCUUAUGUUGCUGUGCCCGCAGAUGGCGGGUGACACCGCCCAGGCAGGGGACAGGGCUGGCCUGGGGCACACACUGCUCCUGUCCCUGCCCUGGGGAAGCUGGACCCUCCAAGUGCCGGGGAGCCUCUGCAGUCCCAGAGCAGGUUUGCCCCCUUGGCAUCUGUAUGAGCUUGGACCCUUCCCACUGUGGCUGUGAAAAGGAUGUCUGUCCCUGGGGAUGCUGGCAGGCAGGAUGGGUCAGCCUGCCCCAGCUGGGACAGCAGGGUCCUGCUCACCUCACCACAGGGACACAGCAGCCCCAGAGAGCCAAGGUGCCAAGGUCUUCACCAGGAUGCUUGUGGGCUCAUGGUUCUGGCUGUGGGUAGGGGACCUUAAAGGGGCAGCUCGAGCACAUCUCCUUGGAGAUGCCCCUGGUAUAAGGCCGUGGUGCUCCCCAGCCCAUGGAGGAUUUUCCCUUUGGCACGGGAGCACCUGUCCCCCAAACCGAGCCCCUCAAACCAGCUACACUGAGUUUUCUGCACCUCCCUGACCGCCUCAGGCACUGGUGUGGGGCUAAACACCUGUGAACAGCCCAACUUCAUGUUUUGGGGCUGGCUGAGUAGUGCUGGAAUAGGUGUUGGAGGAGGGGCAGAGCCAUCAGGGUGGCACCCCGGCACAGAGGGAGCUGGGAAGGAUCCGGCAGGGCUAGCACAGGGAUCUGCUCCUGUAUUUAUGCUCCUGCCAGAGUGUAAUCGCUUGUCUUUGCUCAUAAACAUUAUCUGGACCCUAA